This is a messenger RNA of Frankliniella occidentalis (western flower thrips), 6284 nucleotides long. It is a transcript of the gene didum, whose product is annotated as unconventional myosin-Va. The record is from RefSeq and is a predicted model, not a curated record. Bases 16 to 5769 code for a protein of 1917 amino acids. The transcript is spliced from 28 exons. Gene Ontology annotation, biological process: actin filament organization; vesicle transport along actin filament. NCBI's taxonomy places the organism in Eukaryota, Metazoa, Arthropoda, Insecta, Thysanoptera, Thripidae. Gene Ontology annotation, molecular function: microfilament motor activity; actin filament binding; ATP binding. Gene Ontology annotation, cellular component: cytoplasm; actin cytoskeleton; vesicle.
UUCGAGUUUGCUGCUAUGGCUGCACUCUUAUGGUUUUGUUCUACCGGGGCGUGGAACAAUGGCAAUGGCGCAUGCUGUUAUGUGAUCGACAAGUUGAGAUGUUUGCUUACAGCACAUCAUCUGUCCCGUUUCCAUGCAGUGGCGCACUUUUCAUUCCGCCGUUUUGUUUGUUCGCAGGGUGCCCGGGUAUGGGUCCCGAACCCGGAGCGAGUGUGGGAGGGUGCCGAGGUCCUCGAAGACUACAAGGAUGGCGCCGGCAAGCUCAAGCUGCGCCUGGACGCCAGCGGCAACACGCUGGAGGUGGCCCUGGGGCCCGACAAGCAGCUGCCUCCGCUCCGCAACCCUGACAUUUUAGUGGGCGAAAAUGAUCUCACCUCGCUGUCGUACCUCCACGAGCCGGCCGUGUUGCAUAACCUGCAAGUUCGGUUCUGCCGCCACAAUGCCAUCUACACUUACUGCGGUAUUGUACUUGUUGCAAUCAAUCCUUACUCUGAACUACCAAUUUAUGGUAGUGAUACUGUUUGGACCUACCGCGGUCAAUCUAUGGGUGAUCUCGAUCCUCAUAUUUUUGCUGUGGCAGAGGAAGCAUACACUAAGCUCGAAAGGGAGCAGAGAGAUCAAAGUAUAAUUGUUUCUGGAGAGUCGGGAGCAGGCAAAACUGUGUCAGCAAAAUAUGCUAUGCGAUAUUUUGCAAUUGUUGGUGGAUCUUCCACUGAAACACAAGUUGAGAAGAAGGUACUUGCUUCAAGUCCUAUUAUGGAGGCGAUAGGAAAUGCCAAAACUACUCGUAAUGACAAUAGUUCGCGGUUUGGGAAAUACAUAGAAAUUCAUUUUGACCGUGCAUACCAUAUAGUUGGUGCAAGUAUGCGCACAUAUCUUCUAGAAAAGUCACGAGUUGUCUUCCAAGCACCAGAGGAGAGGAAUUACCAUGUGUUUUACCAGCUCUGUGCCUCAAGAGAUCAACAUCCUGAUUUGAAACUGGCACACCCAGAUGAAUUUGUGUACUUAAAUCAGGGGGGUGCUGCCACUAUUGAUGGUGUUGAUGAUGCGAAGAGUUUUGUAGACAUGGUUGGAGCUCUAACAUUGCUUGGUUUUGGCCCCAAAGAACAGAAUGAUAUGUGGCGUGUUCUUGCUGCUGUGCUUCAUCUUGGUAAUGUUCAGCUUACCCCUCAAGCAGAGGGCACUACAAUAAGUUCCAAAGAUCGUCAUUUGGCAAUUUUCUGUGAAUUGCUAGAAAUAGACAUCAAUGAAAUGCGUACCUGGCUUUGUCAGCGCCGAAUAGUUAGUGUUCGAGAAGUCUUGAACACACCUAUGAAUGUCAAAGAGGCAACAGCUGCUAAGGGUGCCUUGGCUAAGCACGUUUAUGCAGAAUUAUUUAACUGGAUUGUGGGUAUAGUAAAUAAAGCCCUAGAAAGUGGAACCAACAGUACUCAGAAGUUCAUUGGUGUCCUAGAUAUUUAUGGAUUUGAAACUUUUGAAAUAAACAGCUUUGAACAGUUCUGUAUAAAUUAUGCUAAUGAAAAACUGCAACAACAGUUUAAUCAACAUGUAUUCAAAUUAGAACAAGAAGAAUAUUUGAAAGAAGAAAUUGAGUGGAAAUUUAUUGAUUUCUAUGAUAACCAGCCGUGUAUUGACCUAAUUGAAACUCGAUUAGGUAUUUUAGAUCUCUUGGAUGAAGAAUGCAGAAUGCCUAAAGGAAAGGAUUCGUCAUGGGCUGAAAAGCUUUAUUCUCAAUGUACCAAGUGGAAACACUUUUCUAAACCAAGGUUUGGUACCACUGCAUUUCUUAUCAAGCAUUUUGCAGAUAAUGUGCAAUAUGAGGUAGCUGGAUUUUUAGAGAAGAACAGAGAUACAGUCAUGGAGGAACAAAUUACAGUACUUAGAGGAAGUCAAAAUAAACUGGUUCAAAAACUUUUUGCUGAUGAAGCUCGUCGACUUGUGGUUCCUGCUGCUAGAGUGAAGGUUACUCCCUCCCAACCUCAGGCACAGUCUAAGCAGAAUAAGAAAACUGUAGGAUCACAGUUUAGAGACUCUCUCAACAUGCUUAUGUCAACAUUGAAUGCAACUACCCCUCAUUACAUCAGAUGUAUUAAACCAAAUGAUGUCAAAAAGCCUUUUGAAUAUAAUGCAGUUCGUGCUGUCCAACAACUAAGAGCAUGUGGAGUACUGGAAACUAUACGAAUCAGUGCAGCUGGUUUUCCUUCCAGGUGGACAUAUGGAGAUUUUUUCCAGAGGUACAGGGUGCUCUGUGUCUAUAAAGACAUUGAUUAUGAUAAUUUGCGAGCAACUUGUGGUAGAAUACUGAACAAGCUAAUUAAGGAUGAAGAUAAGUACAAGUUUGGAAGAACAAAACUUUUCUUUAGAGCAGGACAGGUUGCAUACAUGGAAAAACUUCGUGCUGAGCGCUUACGUCUGUGUUGCAUCAAAAUGCAAGCCCAAGUACGUGGGUUCAUAGCUCGGAAGAGAUAUCUGAGAAAGCGAAAUGCAGCCUCAACCAUUCAAAGAUGGGUUCGAGGUUUUAUUGCAAGAAGACGUGUUUAUCACAUGCGGCGUGAGCGUGCCGCAACCAUCAUUCAGCGGCGUGUGAGAGGUUGGGUCAAAUUGCAGCAGUACCAGCGUUUGAGGCGCACCAUACUUGGUAUUCAAACACAUGCUCGAGGGCUUCUUGCCAGACGUAGAUACUUGGCCAUGCGAUACAAUCAUGCUGCCAUUGUGAUUCAAACAAGUGUGCGACGCUGGUUGUGCCGAAAUAGAUAUUUGAAAAACCGCAAGAAAAUAAUUGUUGCACAGUCAGCUAUACGCCGCUUCUUAGCCAAGAGGCGUUUCAGAAAAAUGAAAAAAGAAGCUCGGUCAGUUGAACAUGUUAAAAAACUUAACAAGGGUCUUGAAAAUAAGAUUAUAUCUCUACAACAAAAAAUAGGGGAACUGACAAAAGAAAACACAUCACUGAAAUCAGUUCAGAAUGAUGUUAAUGAAAUGCGACAGCGGCUGGAUAUUUUAAAAGGUGUUGAAGCAGAGCUGAAACGCACUACAAAUACGUUGAGAGAAAAGGAUGGUGAAAUUGAAAAGUUACAGAAGGACUUACAAAAGGAAAGAGAUGAAAAGAUGGAUCUAAUCAAUGAGGAGGAGAGGUGGAAAAAAGAAAAAGGUGACACUGAAAAGAAACUGGCUGAUGAUAACGAGCACCUUAAGGCCUUGUUAGAUGCUGCAAAUGAGCAAAUAAAGCUUAACCAAUUAAAUGCAGAAGAGAUAUUAAAAGCUCGUCUUGAACAAGAGAAACAACUUUUGAUCAGAGAACAAGAUCAAGAUAGAUCAGCCUACCAGAAACUCUUGAGAGAUUUCCAUGCAUUAGAGCAAAGAUCAGAUCAGAUGGAGCGUGAAUUAGCAAGGAUUCAUCGUGAGGGUGGCAAUAUACCAAAUACUCUGAGAAAGAAUAAGCACCAAAGAACCCCUUCAAGUGCAAGCACUAUGAGUAUGCAAGAUGAUGCUUUAAGCAUGAACAGUGAAAUUCCAGAUGAUGGCAGUACUGAUCAUGGAUAUGGGUCAGUGAGAUCCAAUACUUCACCGUCUGCCAGUCAUCUCACCGUUGAAAAUACUGAUUGGCAAACUCAACAAAGCAAGGGUGACAGUCCUGAGGCAGCACGCAGUACAUCAAGCAAUGCUUCUCCUGAUGUGGAUGUUGGUCUUGUGCUGAAACUCCAAACAAAAUUACAACAGGUAACCAAAGAGAGGACGCGCUUAAGCAAGCGUCUGGAUGCUUUGGACCAAGAUCUCAAUAAUUUGAGUGAAACAACAGCUCGCACCCAAGAAGCUUUCAGGGUUCAGGAAUUAGAAAUGGAAAAUCAAAAAUUGAAGAGCAAUCUAGAUAACUUACGCCUUGCAGCAACAAAAGGAAACACUGGCGCUCAACAACUCCUCAGUCAAUUCAAUGCCCUUGAAUUGGAGUUGGAGAGACGCAGAGAAGAAUGUAUUCAACUGCAUACUAUUCUUUCAGAUAAAACAAGUGGAAUGAAGAAUAUUGCCCAAUCUAGUUAUGGGAAAGACGUUGACAUUAUGAAUGAGGAUGGUGAGCUAGUUUUAGCAUUUGAAGCGCAAAAGAAGAUUAAUAGGCAAUUGGAGAAUGAGUUGCAGGAAGAAAAACAACAGUCACUGAAAGAGCAUGAUGAUCUGAGAGGGGAAAUUGAGCGGCUUUUGAUUGACAAUGAGAAGCUUCAAAGUCUCUUCUCUGAAAGUAUAGCUGAAGGUGCCUCAAACCCUGCUCAAGCUUAUCUUCAAUUUGAAGUCUCCAGAUUAACUCAAGAAAAUUUGGAUUGGCAAGAAAAAUAUGAACUUCUUGCUGAGGAGAACAACAAACUGAGGGCUCAACUGAAGAUUUUGGAUGUGAAAAUAAAAGGACUUACAGGAGGUGACCCUCCAUUAACUGGAGGUGUCAUUAGCAGUAGGGACAUCAAUCAGUCUGUAUCCAAAUUCCGCACAACACAGCCACCACAACCAGCUCCGCGGUCAACUGUUGAUUCACAGAAUAAGAGGGCUGCAGAUCAAUCAGGACUUCCUGUGGUGCGCAAAAAAGACAGAGAAUAUUUAGGCAUGUUUGAAUAUGCAAAAGAAGAUGAACAUACUCUUGUCCAAAGGCUCAUUAAUGAUCUAAAGCCAAAGACAGCUGUAAACCUCUUGCCUGGAUUACCCUCAUACAUUCUAAUGAUGUGUAUACGCCACACUGACUAUAUUAAUGAUGAUGAAAAAGUCCGAUCUCUUCUAACUGCCAUAAUUAAUACUGUGAAAAAGCUUAUUAAAAAGAAACAUGAAGAUCUUGACACAAUUGUGCUGUGGCUCUCUAAUGUUUUGAGAUUGUUGCACAAUAUGAAACAAUAUAGUGGUGAUAAAACAUUCCAAGAAGAAAACACGCCAAAGCAAAAUGAACAAUGUCUACGGAACUUUGACCUUGCUGAAUACAGACAGGUUCUAAGUGAUGUUGCUGUAUGGAUAUAUCAGGCCUUAAUAUCAAUCCUUGAGGAGAAGAUCCAGCCUUAUGUUGUUCCUGCUAUUCUUGAGAAUGAGGCAAUCACAGGUCUAUCAUCCCGGGGUGGUGGUGGAGGUGGUCGCCGUGGUCGGACAAUGUCCGAUGCUGAUGUCAAACCGGGAAUGCAACAAGCUCUUGAUGCUAUGAUUGGAGAGCUGUCUAGUUUCCAUCGAACUCUCGGAUUCCAUGGAGUAGAUCCUGAAGUCAUAACUCAGGUCUUCCGGCAGCUAUUCUAUUUCAUCUGUGCAUCUGCUCUGAACAACCUUCUAUUGAGGAAAGAUUUGUGUCAUUGGUCAAAGGGGAUGCAAAUUCGUUACAAUCUUUCACAUCUAGAGCAGUGGACUCGAGAUCAUAAGCUUUUAGAUCCAUGUAUUGUAGAAACCUUGGCACCCAUAAUUCAGGCUGCUCAAUUAUUGCAAGCCAGAAAAACUGAUGAAGAUGUACAGAGUGUGUGUGAUAUGUGUGACCGGUUAACAGUUCAUCAGAUCAUAAAAUUAUUAAAUUUGUAUACUCCUGCUGAUGAUUAUGAAGAGAGAGUGCCAUUGACCUUUAUAAAGAAGAUUCAGGCUCGUUUGCAAGAACGCGCCGAACUUCAAGCUAACCAAUUUGCAGGAGAGCCUCAAGUAACGUUACUUAUGGACUCAAAGCAGAGCUUCCCGGUCCGAUUCCCCUUCAACCCGUCAAAUAUUCGACUGGAAGAUAUUGAAGUGCCUGCUGUCUUAAAUGUACCAAUGCUUAAGAAAAUUUAAGCUUGUUUUGUUUUUGUUUUCCAAGCAAUAAUGAUUGCUAACUCUGUGGGCAGCACAAUAACAAAUAUAUGGAAUGUUACCUAAAAUGCUUAGAUUUUAAUUUUGCAAAUUUAGAAUAACAAUAGGGGGUAUCAAUUUAUUUUUUAAUUGGACCAUUGUUGAUGUUUGUUUUCUUCUAUUGAAAAUGUUGUUGCAUAUUUAUUUUAUUGUUUUGAAUAAACCUAGCCUGAUCUGGGAAGAUAGCAAGAAAAGGAAGCAUGUAGUUUUUUAACCAGGCUUUUGAAAGAAAUUUAAAUGUAUUGGGUCCUUACUUGACUAGCACCCUGGGCCUCUUUAGGUGAACAUAUGGUGCAGCAUCAGUCAAUCAAUUCAGUAUUACUUAUGAGUAAACUAGAAUUAAAAAGUACUGUAUGAAAUGAAUUUAAGUUAUUUAAUGGUAAGAUAGGUUUUUUUCCUGGCUUGGAACUUGUUGCCAUUAUCAUGUAAUCUUCCAUGAAAUUUUCCCUUCAAUUUUA